CGUGAAAACGCGACUCAGCCAAUGUGUUACAAGGAUCCCGGUUACUCGGCUUGUAGUUUGUUACACGUAGAUCUACCGAAUAGGUUGAUCCGUGCGAUUGUUUAUUGCUAUUACAAACGUAUAGAAUUGCUGCGCCCAUCAGGUUUCGUGUGAGGUACGAGUGAACACCUUCAGGAUGGCGGAUAAUACUAGAACGGAUAGUGGUGACUCCUCCUCGCCACAAGUAGAGAAAGGAUGGUCAGAAUUAAAGCAGCAUAUUGUAGAGAAUAAGAUCAAUUUUGCACUGUGGCUAACAAGAUGUUUCACUAUUAUACUGACCAUUGGUUAUAUUAUUCCUAUAUUUGGCAAUCCUUUUAAUAUAUACUAUAAGAUACUGAUGAAUAAUGCAGCAACAAGUGCACUGCGACUUCACCAAAGAGUGCCACGUGUACAGAUCACUAGGCAAUUUUUAGAAAUGUUAUUGUUGGAAGAUUCAUGCCACUACCUGUUCUACUCGCUGAUAUUUUUGUAUACAGCACCAGCCACAUUGGUACUCACGCCAGUUUUCCUGUUCGCUCAGUUGCACAUGGCCAGUUAUUUUCUUACAUUGCUAGAUUGUCUAGGACACAACUAUUGGUGGGGCGCUCGUCUAGGGAUAUCCUUGGUGGAGUUCCAAUCGCGAAAAAUUCUUCGUCUGUGUGCUUUAUCGGAAAUUAUUAUUUUACCAUUUACAGCUGUCCUAGUAUUCACGGGUCGCGCUGGCUUACUAACACCUUUCAUCUAUUAUCAGUUUUUGAAACUGCGACUUUCAUCUCAAAGGAAUCCAUACACGCGUAAUGUAUUCUACGAACUCAGGAACGGAUUGAGCUCCGUAUCGAAAAAACCGGCCGUUCCGAAUAUUAUUCGCAGAAUAAUCGACGCUUUGCUCUCAAUCACUCAACAAAUGGCACCGGUCCGCCAAUAAUAAAUACUUACGAUACUAUUCUCGAAUUUUUUCUCGUUCAAGACAGAUCUCCUAGGGUUCUAGGGUCCACUCUCAGCGACACUUUCGUGAAUAGUUAGCGCAAGAUGAGUGCCGACAUCAAAACAAUCCCCAUAGUGAAUGUGUAUUAUAAAAUAAUUUGUGAGGUCGUGAAAACAAUCAAAGUAUGAAGGGUUUCUUAUAUUAGUAAUUAUAAUCUUUCAUUAAUGAAUGUCAAGUAAAAAUAUAAGGGUAUAUUUCGUACUAAUAUCACACAGAAUUCAUCACUUAAUUAAAGACACAAACGGUGGCUAGGUUUGGUUGUUUAUAUUUUAUACUUGUCAGGAUAAAAUAAGAUUUACGAACAAAAUAAUAAUGCACAUGUAUUAACUUCAUGGUUCCGAACGUAAUAUGAGUUUGAGCUAUGGAUUUGUAAUAAAUAGGUAAUGGUAUAUGUAUAGUAGAAUUUUUUUUAGUGUUAAUCUUAUGUUGAUUCUUUCCUUUGACUAGCUUAAACUUUGUUUUGUCCAGCUUAAUGAUGUUAAAAAAAUAUGUGAUAUUUAUUAUGUAAAAAACAAACUUCUGAAAUAAUUACAUUAUUUCUAAAUAGCAAAAUGACAAAUCAAUUUAACAUCUAUUUGGAACAAGCUCAAUAUUUACAUAUAUUAUAUGUGUUUUGUCAGUUCUUCUGAUGUAAUCUUAUAAAUUGAUGUAUUUUUUGUUUAAUAUUUAAAAUUCAUCACAUUUAGCUGCUAUAUUUAGGAAAUGCGCGACUUUAUAAAAAGGUUCUGGCAUUCACCUGGCAUAUGAGUGACAGUUUUAUUUGUUCAAUUAAGAAUGUUUUCACUGGAUAUUUAUAAGGAAAUUUGGAAUGUAAACAAAUAUUGAUAUAGUGUAUCAUAUAUAUGGAUAUAUUAAGAACAAAAUUAUUCAAAAUUAUAUUUAUUUCACAUAUUUUGCAAUCCAGAUAAUGUAUUAAAUACUUUUGGAUGAAGAGAGAUUUUGAUUUUAUAUUUAGGGAAGUGUAUUGAGAUUCGAUAUCAGAUUUAUAUAUAUAUAUAUAUAUAUAUAUAUAUAUAUAAAUAAAAUAAAACUGAGUGCAACUUUUUCAUAGGGUCAAUGUGGUUUGUUUCAAGUGAUUUAACUGUAUACACUUUACAUACAAUCGUACACAACCAGAGAAUUUAGAUGGGACUCACCCUCGCAUUCAGCAGUAGCAAUCAGUGUUAAAUAUAUCUUUGAAUGAUUUUGUAAAUGAAAAUGAUUAUCAAUAUACUGAUAUAGCAAUUAAUCUUAAAAUGUACUCAAUAAAUCUUUAUAAAUAAAAUAUUAAUUUAUAACACA
Molecule: messenger RNA, 2284 nt
Organism: Odontomachus brunneus
Lineage: Eukaryota; Metazoa; Arthropoda; Insecta; Hymenoptera; Formicidae
Gene: Kr-h2
Product: Krueppel homolog 2
Exons: 6
Coding region: 176-943 (255 amino acids)
Biological process (GO): endoplasmic reticulum tubular network organization; membrane organization
Cellular component (GO): membrane; endoplasmic reticulum
Source: RefSeq, a predicted model, not a curated record